Molecule: messenger RNA, 495 nt
Organism: Drepanopeziza brunnea f. sp. 'multigermtubi' MB_m1
Lineage: Eukaryota; Fungi; Ascomycota; Leotiomycetes; Helotiales; Drepanopezizaceae
Source: RefSeq, a predicted model, not a curated record
AUGGGAUUCAUCGCGGCACAUACCUCCAUCCCGGUCCUCAAGGUCUAUUGUGCUUUUGAACGUAAUCGAUGCCAAUUUUCUCUGAUGGAGAGAAUACAAGGAGACAUCUUGACAAACGGAUGGCAUAAGCGCAGCGAAGCUUCCAAGCAGAAGAUACUGGCACAGUUGAAGGGCAUGGUGGACGAAAUGCGGCCCAUUCCUCGUCCGGAGGGCCAAGGUGUAUCAAACGUUGCAGUAAGACCACUGUUCAAUGGUCGACUUCCUGGGGGAUCAUUUCAUGGCCCAUUUGACACGAUACGAGACUUCCAUAAGCAUCUCAGAGAGAGAUACGGAGGUGAAAUAGAGAACGCACUUGACGCCAACAAGUUAUUGGAAAUCCACAAUCAAUAUGCCGGGCCGCUUGUGUUUACGCAUGGAGACUUGAGCACAAUGAAUAUCAUGACUCGCGGAGACGAUAUUGUGAAGAGACUAGCUACGACUUUCGGCUCGCAGUAG